CUUCCUGAACACCUCAGUUCCUCCACGCAGAGUUUUUUUUUCCACUCAGGUGUUCGUGGCGGUUCCCACCGCAGGUUCAACUCUCACCUCUGACUCACACCCGUACACACUGACUGCAGCCCGACGGACAAUCGAACCGCCACACCAUUGCUCGGGCUGGGUGAGAAUCGUGAGCUGGGGCUAUCUGUGGGGCUAGCGCAGUGUUAGCAGAGCCGCAGCGGGGCGAAGGUUCGGUGCCGCCGGCAGAAGGAGCAGCAUGGGCGCCGGGAACCACAGCCAGGCGCUGGCAGAGAAACCAGCGACCCGGAGUCAGAACGAAGUCAACAGGAAGUUGAAGUACGCCAGUUUGGCUGUGCUGGUCAUCCAGAACGCCUCACUCAUCCUCAGCAUCAGAUAUGUCCGCACGUUGCCCGGCGACCGUUUCUUCACCACGUCGGCGGUGGUCAUGGCCGAAGUCCUGAAGGUCCUGACGUGUGUGAUCAUCAUCCUGCUGGAGAAGAGACUGAACGUGAAGGAGACGUCAUUGUUCCUCGUGGACGCCGUGCUGGUCCAGUACAAAGACACUCUGAAGAUGGCGGUGCCGUCGCUCAUCUACACGCUGCAGAACAACCUUCAGUACAUCGCCAUCUCUAACCUGCCAGCCGCCACCUUCCAGGUGACCUAUCAGCUGAAGAUCCUCACCACAGCUCUCUUCAGUGUCCUGAUGCUCAGGAAAACUCUGACCAGAGUCCAGUGGGUUUCACUGCUGCUGCUCUUUAUGGGAGUGGCCAUCGUUCAGGUGCAGCAGGAGGGAAAUAAGGAGGCAUCGGUGUCGGAUGCGUCUAACCAGAACUAUGUGGUGGGUCUGGUUGCCGUGGUGAUCAGCUGCUUGUCGUCGGGCUUCGCCGGCGUCUACUUUGAGAAGAUCCUGAAGGGAAGCUCCGCCUCCGUGUGGGUGAGGAACGUGCAGCUGGGGAUCUUCGGCACGUCGCUCGGCAUGCUGGGACUGUGGUGGAACGACGGCGCCGCCGUGGCCGAGCACGGCUUCCUGUUUGGCUACACCAACAUGGUGUGGUGCGUCAUCUUCAACCAGGCGUUCGGCGGCCUCCUGGUUGCCGUGGUGGUGAAGUACGCUGACAACAUCCUGAAGGGCUUCGCCACGUCCUUCUCCAUCAUCGUCUCCACGGUGAUGUCCAUCUAUCUGUUCGCCUUCCACGUGGACCUGCUCUUCACGGCGGGGGCGGGGCUUGUCAUUGGGGCCGUCUACAUGUACAGUCUCCCUAAAGCACCUGGUGGUGGCAGUGGCUCCUCCUCCUCCCCCCCCUCCACCUCCUCCUCUUCCACAGCAGCGAGUACAAAAGGAGGCGACGAGCUGGAGGCGUUUCUGCCAAAGUGUGCGGGUAAGCAGAAAGGCUCCUGAUUGGUCAGCUGCUGGCCCUCAAACUGCUGAUGUCAUCACGUUUGGCUCCUCCUCCUCUGGCUGUUACUGGAACAUGACGGCCAUGGCCGUCGAUCACACAACGCUAACUGCACGCAAAAUAAACACAUAAACACCGUGGAAGACGAUGCAACAAACAAGAAAUUACGAGAUGUUACACUAAUAAUAAUGAUGAUAAUAAUAAUGUUAAUAUUAAUGAUAAUGAAAAACACUUGAGAAAUCCUGAAUCAAACAUUUUAUCAUUUGAUUCAUUAGAUUUUAUUUUAACAUGUACAUACAUAAUAUUUUUAAUAAGUCUCUUGUUUACAUUUGUAUAAGAGAAACAUCUCUAUUUUUUCUUCAGAAAUAUUAAUCUUAACUGUUUAAAAGUAAUUAUUAUCGGUAGGAACAAAGAUCUGAACGGUCCACUUUAAAUGAGUUUCUUGUUUUUCUCUUUAUUAUUAUAGAUCAUUAUUAGAUUAGAGUGUUGUUGUUAACGUGAGUUUUUUGUUUGUUACAAAAAAACACAUUUGUUGCACUUUAUUCAAAUUCUCUUUUUAAACCAGAUCUACACAGUAUUUGAUUUUGUUUGUCCACCAGAUGGCGCUCCCUGUUUUCUCAACUUUGUGACUCAACUUGUUUUCAAAGUAAAAACUCAACAUUUAUGAGUUAUUACAAAAUUAUUUUUCUGUUACACAAAAACAACCAAAAUGACCUCACACUGUAAAA
Solea senegalensis (Senegalese sole) is the source of this 2125-nucleotide messenger RNA. It is a transcript of the gene slc35a2, whose product is annotated as solute carrier family 35 member 2. Gene Ontology annotation, biological process: pyrimidine nucleotide-sugar transmembrane transport. The record is from RefSeq and is a predicted model, not a curated record. Bases 257 to 1399 code for a protein of 380 amino acids. NCBI's taxonomy places the organism in Eukaryota, Metazoa, Chordata, Actinopteri, Pleuronectiformes, Soleidae. Gene Ontology annotation, cellular component: Golgi membrane. The transcript is spliced from 6 exons. Gene Ontology annotation, molecular function: UDP-galactose transmembrane transporter activity.